Messenger RNA from Ostrinia furnacalis (Asian corn borer), 1221 nucleotides. Its product is annotated as trypsin, alkaline C-like. Gene Ontology annotation, biological process: proteolysis. Bases 365 to 1162 code for a protein of 265 amino acids. NCBI's taxonomy places the organism in Eukaryota, Metazoa, Arthropoda, Insecta, Lepidoptera, Crambidae. The record is from RefSeq and is a predicted model, not a curated record. Gene Ontology annotation, molecular function: serine-type endopeptidase activity. The transcript is spliced from 4 exons.
AAUCCUGAUAAAUACAGUAAUAGUACUUAAUAACAGGCAAAACUUAAAAAAUACAUAAAUUACUCAGAAAAUGUCGAUAAAUAACAAAAAUAUACUUUCUAGGUCUAGUUUCAUAAUAUGUACACUUUAUCGUGACUCACACUGUAUAAUGUGGUAUUGUGUAAUCAACAAGACGUUUUGAUAAAGAUUAGGAACUCGGGUCAGAGGAAAAUCCAUCCUAAUGUAUGAGUUGAUAAAUAAUAAUAAAUGAUAAUAAUAUGUUAUAAUUAGCGUGUAGAUAAAAGAUAAUAGGAAACGAUAGUUGAUCAAAGUUUAUGUAUAAAAGCGGAAAUCAAUCAAAAUACAAUCCUAUUACUCGAUCAAAAUGCGAUCCUUUAUUGUUUUUGCCAUAACAUUGGCGGUGGCAGCAGCCGCCAAGACCUCCGAAAGGAUCAUAGGAGGGUCCCUCACAACCAUCGAGGAGUAUCCUGAGAUGGUGGCUCUGCUGAGGGUUUGGGGCAACUAUUAUGCUCAAUACUGCGGAGGGUCUAUUCUGAACAACAGGGCCAUCUUGACUGCUGCUCACUGCCUUGAACUCCCUAUUCCAGCCGGUCGUCGUGUGCGCGUGGGAUCCUCAUACCAAAGCUCGAAUGGGACUGUCUACAGUAUUGAAAGGAUUAUUAUCCAUCCCGGUUACGCUAACAACUGGCCAGCUGAACCAGACAAUGACUUGUCGAUCCUUUGGCUUACCGACAUCAUACCCGUCACACCCACUUCAAGACCUGCCCUGAUCGCUGGUCCUAAUUACAACCUCGCCGAUAACGAACCGGUCUGGGCUAUUGGCUGGGGAUGGACUGAGUACGGUAACUUCACGUCUCACUCAGAGCAGCUGCGUCACGUGCAAGUAUACACUGUGAACCAGGAAAUCUGCAGGCAGCGGUUCGCAAACCGCGUGGUCAACGGCGUGCCUAUGCCAUAUACGAUCACUGACAACAUGCUAUGCUCCGGUAUUCUGGACGUGGGAGGUCGCGACCAGUGCUAUGGGGACUCUGGGGGACCAGUCUUCCACCAUGGAGUGCAAGUCGGCAUCUGCUCGUUCGGGCACGAAUGCGCGCUAGGCGAAUUCCCUGGCGUUAAUGUGCGCGUGUCUCAGUACACCAACUGGAUAAGCGAUAACCGAUAAGAAAUAAAUUAAAGUGGAUAUAAGAUAUUGAUAAAUAUAUAAAAACGAACUAAUAAAAA